Paraphaeosphaeria sporulosa is the source of this 800-nucleotide messenger RNA. RefSeq lists its product as uncharacterized. NCBI's taxonomy places the organism in Eukaryota, Fungi, Ascomycota, Dothideomycetes, Pleosporales, Didymosphaeriaceae. Bases 1 to 639 code for a protein of 212 amino acids. The record is from RefSeq and is a predicted model, not a curated record. The transcript has a single exon.
AUGACGGCGGACAGGCAGUGUAGCUAUGUGCACAUGCUAGAGGGCGACGAAGGUCACGACAACGACACGGACGCCGGGCGCGCACGAGGGAAGCAGUGGCGAUCAGCAGGGCCGUGGACAGCCCAGAUAUCGACUGCGAGGGACAAGACGAGGGCGAGGAGCAGCCUGCAGCACUCGUCGCCAGCCCAAGCGCCUGCCUUCGCUGGGUGCGAAGUGUCGAGGUGUGCACUGCCCCAAAGGCCCAACCGCAAGCAGGCUAGCGGCGCUGGGACGCCGUCUUGGGUUAGCUUGGCUGCGGCGGCUGCGCGACUCCGCUACACAUCGAGGCCUGACACCGGCCCUUUAGCCUCGAAUCGCAGCGUUUCACUUGCGCUCUGCCGCUGCGCGUUCCCCACACUCCCGCUGCUGCUGCACCUGCUGCGAUGUGGUGCGAGACGCGGCCGGCCAUGUGGCCGCGGCAGCGCGCGCGACGACGGGACGGCCGCCCAGCGACAUCUCGGCUGUCCGUCUCUUCUGGGAGGCGUCGAGAUGAGGCCAAGCGUAUGCAGGAGCACACAGGCUCUUUGCGCGCGAGGCGGAAGCGCACGUAUUGCAGCCAAGAGCCUGGGACGCCCCGAGCUCGGGCAGAUGCGCAAUUGACUGUUGGCCGCCCGCGCACUGCCGUGGCCACUUGGCUGCGAAACCACUCGACCCACCGUCCUGCAGCGAUCUGACCUAGCCAGUAGCUCCCGGACGCUCCCAUUCAAGCGUGACCUGCCACAGACAAGCCCGCCGCUGCCAAUGCCCGCCAAGCGCGCGCA